AUGCCUCUCACCCCAUAUGGAUCAGAAAAAGUGUUCACGCUGUACCUCUUCCGACAGGACGGCCUGCUGAAGGCAACUACCAACCCGCUACGAGGAAAGCCUCUCCUGCCGACCGACUCCGAGAACCACGAAUGCCAGGCGCCUUCCGGUCGGUGCUUCACUGGAGGUGAUACUCGCGCCUCGGAGCAGCCGGGACUCGCUGUCCUCCACACGCUGCUCUUGCGCGAGCACAACCGCGUGGCUACAGAACUGAAAAGCAUGAACCCUCACUGGAGCGAUGAACAGCUGUUCCAGAACGCGCGGCGCAUUGUAACGGCCGUCAACCAACACAUCACGUAUAACGAAUGGCUUCCUCGAGUGCUGGGAUGGAAUGCUAUCAAUCUAUAUGGUCUUAACCUAAUUCCAGAGGGAUACUUUGAUGGAUAUGACCCUACUGCAAACCCGACGAUCUUAAAUGAGUUCGGAAUCGCCUUCCGCUUCGGCCACUCGCUCCUAAAGCCGUCGCUGGAGCGCAUGGACGGCAUUUUCGCCAAGCGCGACCCUCCCAUCAAAACUCAGCGACCAUUUCUUCAAUCCGCCCUUUUAAACCAGCCCGGCAUGAUCGACGAAAUCAUCCGCGGCUCACAACGGAAGCUCCCGUUCUCUGGUCUUGACCUCGCAGCGCUAAAAACUUUCCAGCGCGGUCGCGACCACGGCUACAGCCCUACAACGAGUACCGUGCACUCUGCAACCUCACGAAGGCGAGGAAUUUCGACGACCUGCGACGCGAAAUCGCCGCACUGUCAUCGAGAGAUUGAAGCGCAAAAUACGCCACGUGGACGACAUCGACCUAUUCACUGGAGGUCUCGUUUUAAACGCCCCCUGCACGGAGGCCUCGUAGGACCCACCUUCGGCUGCAUCCUUGGCAUUCAGUUCCGCAAUUCCGCAUGUGCGAUCGCUUUGGUACGAAACGCUGAUCCUCUCGUGCGCUUCACUGACCCUCAGCUCACGGAGCUCCGGAAAGUGACUCUCGCCAAGGUCUUGUGCGACAAUUUUGAUUCUGUGGAAUCUGAACAGCGAUCGCAUUCGACCUCCCCGAUCCCUUCUCCUGUGUGGCCAGAGCCUGAAGAUCGUUUAACGCUUCCACCUGGCGCAGUCCUACAGCCCCGAAGCCAUCCUAAACGACCACGUGUGCAAGGCCCAGUGCGCCUUCCCCUUCAGAGCCUUCCCGAAGGUUCGCAGCGCAAGACUCGAACCAUGAAAAUUAGCAUAAAGUUAGCAAUCGCAGCAGUGCCGUCAAAUGCCAGAUCUGUUAACCUUCGUUCUAUAUCUCUGGGCUGCGUAGUAAUUAAGAUAUAA
This is a messenger RNA of Penaeus monodon (black tiger shrimp), 1338 nucleotides long. Its product is annotated as peroxidasin-like. The record is from RefSeq and is a predicted model, not a curated record. The transcript is spliced from 7 exons. Gene Ontology annotation, biological process: response to oxidative stress. Bases 1 to 1338 code for a protein of 445 amino acids. NCBI's taxonomy places the organism in Eukaryota, Metazoa, Arthropoda, Malacostraca, Decapoda, Penaeidae. Gene Ontology annotation, molecular function: heme binding; peroxidase activity.